AUGACGGAGCCUGGCACCGUGACCACGCUCGCCAAGAUAGGCCCCGCGCUGGCGGCAGGCAUUGCGCGGGCCAGGCUAUUGGUUUCCACGCCACCCGCGCGCUGGCCGAGCAAGAAGUCCUUCCAGUCCCAAGUACACGACGAGAUACACAGGGUGCGCUUCAACACCCCGCUGAAAGACUUCAUCCAGCCACGACUGAACGAGCAUUGCAUUCUGAACGCGAGGCGAGUCCGCUGGGACACCAUCCUGCCGACUCUCAGGAGGAUCUCUGCAUACCAGCGCAUGGUCGUGCUGAAGUCCUGGAUGAGAGGGUGGCACACGAGCCACAGAAUGCAUGAGAGACACCGGCGAGGGUGCUUGUUCAAUUGCGGCUUCCUUUUGGCGGAGGACUCCUGGGAUCACUACAUCAUCUGCCCAAGGCUGCACCACCUGGUCUUCGAGGUGACCCGGACCGAGGGCAGGGCCAAUGGCGCAUUGUACAUACUGGGGCUUGGGGCUCCACCCCGAACGAGCUUGCUACAUCUAGUCAUCAGCUACGAGACCUACCACGCCAUUAAGUUCAAGGAGCCACCCGUCGACGACGAUCAUUACAACCAACACGUGAGGGAGGCUGCGCACGCAGCCGCCGGCGCCCACAGCCGUAGGUGA
Prorocentrum cordatum is the source of this 648-nucleotide messenger RNA. Lineage: Eukaryota; Dinophyceae; Prorocentrales; Prorocentraceae. The record is from the annotation of a GenBank genome assembly.